AUUACCAGAAAAGGAUGCGCGCAUUACUUCAUGUAGUUUUAUUUCCAUCAAUUGAUUAAAUGCAACAAAGAUCUAUCCAGGACUCAAAUAUUAUUUACAGAACUGGGAGAUAUGGGGGAGCAUGUACCAUUCACGUUUUGGAUACGCGCGCACUGUUUAUUUGAAGGUUCGCUGAUUAGCCGAGUGAUUCCGUAAGUAGCCGAGGAUUGCCGAAUCAUCUGUCCUGCCCGGACAGAAGCGGCUGCAACGCCAUGUUGGCGAAGUCUCUCAUUUCUGUGAGAAAAAAAUGAUAGAACACAUUAUUGCCGAGAAGAAAAGAUAGAUCGCAAAAAGGAGGUUGAGAACCGCGUCAUUAAUUUGAUUUGAAAGGAACGAACCGAGACGGACCCGCAGAGGUUCCGGACGGACAAGGGAGGCUAAACCUCCCACCGUCCCCAUGAAUAGCACCGCUGAUCCGAACAGCGACUUUUCAUGAAAAAAGACGUUUGUAUUGCUUUUCGAGCUUCGUUAUCCCAGUUCCAGUAACGGGAUUUGGGGCAUGCUUCAAGCAACGCUUGCUUUAUGUAUGCAAGCUAAGCUUUGUUUAUAUCAGUAUUAAGGUAUUGUUUUACUUUUUGAUUUUUUUUUCUUGCGAUGAGUUUGCCAUCGAAAGUGGUCCCUAAGCCCGCCGCUGUCGCAGUUAGCGGACCUGGAAGUGGCCCCUCUCCGUCGAGUCAACUACGGGCUACCCUGACCUCCGUGUCUCUGCCGCCUGGAGCCCCAACUGCACCUCAGCCUGGUGCCGUUCCACCUCCAAUUCCUCGUGUUCAGCCCUCUCUGGACGACCGGAUCUUCCCCACACAGCCUGGAGUUGCUGUUUACAGCGUACCCAGACAUACCGGCCCAACCUUCACGGGCCCUGACAUUACAAAGGGACAUCCUAACUUGGCGGGAACCCCGCCUGGUCAUGCCCACUCACCAGCACUCUCUCAGGUAUCAGUACCCACCGCUUCUCCAUAUCGCUACCCUAAAGGCUGGGAGACAGGAGGUGGGUCUCCAUAUAACCCUGUGCAAAACGCUGGUUCGGCUCCUUUAGUGUAUUCCCCCCAGACGCAGCCAAUGAAUGCACAGCCACAGAGUCGCCCGUUUGCUACGGGCCCUCGACCAACACACCAUCAGGGAGGAUUCAGACCCAUCCAGUUUUUCCAGAGGCCUCAAAUGCAGACUGCAAGGCCCACCAUCCCAGCAAACACACCCUCCAUACGGCCAUGCUCGCAGGCUCCCACGGCUACAGUCUACCCUGCUAAUCAACCCAUUAUGAUGACCAUGGCACCCAUGCCUUUUCAUUCCCCACAGGCUGCACAGUACUACAUCCCACAGUAUCGACCCAGUACACCCUUUGUGGGACCUCCACAGCAGUAUUCUGUACAGCCUCCAGGCUCUGGCACCUUCUACCCUGGUCCCGGACCAGGGGAGUACCCCGCCCCAUAUCAUGCCCUCAGGUACCACCCUCCAGUCUCUCCCUCUGUACCCGCUCCCGUCCCCACAGCUGGCUCGCCCUUUUACCCAGGACAGACACUGUUCCCCCCCUCGCCCCCCAUCUUAGUGCCUACACAACAUUCAGCCAAGCGUGAAAAGAAAACGAUCCGUAUUCGUGACCCAAAUCGAGGUGGCAAGGAUGUAACGGAGGAGAUCUUGGCAGGGGGCUCAGGAAGCAGGAAUUCAACGCCUCCUAUCGGCCCCCCUUUCUCCACCCCGACCCCUCCACAGCAGCUGAGCAGCAGCCAGACUCCAGAGCAGCAGCAGCAGCAGGCUCCGCCCACUCAGCAACAGCAAGUCCAUCAUCCCAGUGGCCAGGUGUUGGAGCCGCCACAGAUCCCACAGUCACAGCCGCCGCUGACAACUGGGGCUGCAGAGACCAAACCAGUUGACCUGCCGAAAUUGGAGCCAGUUGUCCAGAAGUCUUCCUCUCCUGGGCUCGUGCAGCCUGAAGCUCCGUUGGAGAGACUGGAGGCCAGUGUUCCUGUGUCUGAGCCUCCUGCGUUGGCGGAACCAGUUCUUCCCCCCCACGUCCCGCAUACCGCCAUGGUCACGCUACCACCAGCAGUGGCCAGCAUCAGCGAAUGUUCCUCAGUCAGGGAGUCCACUGCUUCAGCCUCAUCCCCACCUUCCUCCUCUGUUGGGGAGAACAAAACCUCUCUGGGAGCGCCUCCGAUGCCCAACGUAGAAAAGCCUCUGUCAGAAACCCCCCGAACUUUAGCUGCUUCUCCAUCGCUGGCCCCCAAGGCUCUGAACGGCCUUGUGGAGCUCGGGGCUGAGCUGAACACGGCUGCUCACGAGGCCCCGCUCCUGGCCUCAGCUGUGCUACUUUCCCAGGUUUCUGCUCCUGUUUACAGGGAGACCUCCCCCGUCGAAGCCCUGCCCUCUGACACGAGACCAGAGGUGCCGGUCGUCGCCGCGCUCUCCCCUCUGUCACCUGUGGCUGUGGUGCCAGUCACCCUCAUUUCUAGCCCAUUACCAGCUGUGCCAGUUAUGCUCCCUCCUGGCCUUCCGCCUCUAGUGCAGGCCACAACAGAGGCCGAUGAGCUGAGCAAAACAUUAGACACUAAAGAGCUUCUCCCCAGCGGAGGGCCUGAGACCCAAGGGGACAGCAAUGCAGAGUUCCAGCUACAAGCACUUAGCAGGAAGAGUCUCACUACAGUUGAUCAGGCUCCUUCCACCAUACCAAAGACCUGGAGAAAACCAAACGAGGUGAUUUAUGCUGGAGACAUACCUCAAAAGGAAGCUGAGGACGAGCACAAGGAUGUCGAUCAGCCUGCUGGAGACCAGGUCCGUUACUCGGCUCCUCUGAGCUGCAGCCCCCUUCUGCUGACACCAGUCUUCCCCUCCGUUGCUGGUCCCAUUCCUGCUUUUGCCAGCAGCCCCCAGGCCGAUGGGAAGCCGGCCACUCCGGAGGAAAGCAGUGAUGCGGAGCUGGAGCCCAUGAGGAAUGGAGCGGGUCACACCUCAGAGACGGAGAGCAGCGACAGCGGCGUCACCCCUGGAGACAAGGAGAACUCGACGGGAGCUCCACAGGACCUAGAAGACCUGGCUGAAUCCAGUGGGAAGCGGCAGUACAACAGAGACUUCCUGUUAGGCUUCCAGUUCAUGCCUGCAUGCAUACAGAAACCAGAUGGGCUCCCACCAAUCAGCGAAGUGGUAUUGGACAAGAUGAACCAAAACAAGCUUCAGCCUCGAGCGGUGGACUCCAGGGUGAUCUCCAGAGGACCUGAUUUCACACCUGCUUUUGCAGAUUUUGGGAGGCAGACGGGAGGACGAGGCGCUGCGCAGCUCAUGAACAUUGCGGCUCGACGGAUCACACCCAGAAAGAUCAUCAUGAACGUGUCCGUUGAAGAUGUUUUUCUGAAUAAAGCGGAGAACGCCUGGAAACCCGGCUUGAAGAGGGAGGGUCCAGCAGAGGAUCCGGAGAUGCAGCAAACGCAGGAGCUCUUCAGGAAGGUUCGGAGCAUCCUGAACAAACUGACUCCUCAGAAGUUCAACCAGCUGAUGAAGCAAGUGACGGAUCUGACCAUCGACACAGAGGAACGGCUUAAAGGUGUCAUCGAUCUAGUGUUUGAGAAGGCCAUCGACGAGCCCAGCUUUUCUGUGGCUUAUGGAAACAUGUGUCGCUGCCUCGCCGCGCUCAAAGUGCAGAUGACGGACAAGCCCAAUUCCACAGUUAAUUUUCGCAAAUUGCUGCUAAAUCGCUGCCAAAAGGAGUUUGAGAAGGACAAGGUGGACGACGUGGUGUUUGAGAGGAAGCAGAAAGAGCUGGACUCGGCUGCAUCGGCGACAGAGCGUGAAAGGCUUCAGGAGGAGCUGGAGGAGGCCAAAGACAAGGCCAGGCGGCGUUCCAUCGGCAACAUCAGGUUCAUCGGCGAGCUCUUUAAGCUGAAGAUGUUGACUGAGGCCAUAAUGCAUGACUGUGUGGUCAAGCUGCUGAAAAAUCACGACGAAGAGUCAUUGGAGUGCCUGUGCAGGCUGCUCACCACCAUCGGGAAGGACCUGGACUUCGAGAAGGCAAAGCCUCGAAUGGAUCAGUACUUCAAUCAAAUGGAAAAAAUAGUCAAGGAGAGGAAAACGUCAUCUAGGAUCCGGUUUAUGCUGCAAGAUGUGAUAGACUUGAGACUGCACAACUGGGUGUCCAGAAGAGUUGACCAGGGCCCAAAAACCAUUGAGCAGAUUCAUAAAGAGGCCAAGAUUGAAGAGCAGGAAGAGCAGAGGAAGGUGCACCAGCAGCUGCUCUCCAAGGACAGCAAGAGACGGCCAGAUCCCCGGGAACAGAGGGAUCAGCGGAUGCAGAGAGAGGAAACCUGGAACACUGUGCCCAUGACAAAAAACAGCCGGACCAUCGAUCCCAAUAAGAUCCCAAAGAUCUCUAAGCCUCAGAUGGAUGAGAAGAUCCAGCUGGGCCCGCGGGCUCAAGUCACGUGGGUGAAGGGCAGCAGUGGAGGAGCCAAAGCCAGUGACUCUGAGCUGUCUCGGACUGCUGGUCUGAACCGUUUCUCUGCGCUGCAGUCCACACCUCUACCUCAGCCCUCUACCACGUCUCCACAGAACCCAGACUGUGACUCCAGGAGAACUCUGGGAAGCAGUCGUAGCAGCACGGUCAGAGGAGGUAGUGAGAAGCCACUGGUCUCUGCCCCGCCAUCGGCCCGACCCGGCCUGUUCAUCAGGGGGGGCAGUUCCAAAGAGCUGCCGGAGGUUCAAAACACAGAGGAGCGAGACGUAGCAGAACCUCGGAGGCCGAGUGUUACCGAAGACAAAACCGAGCCAGAGCGCAGCCGAGCCAGGGAACCCGUGAAACUGGAGCCAGUGGUUCAGAACCAGGAUAGACCUGCCCUGUCUGACGAGGAGAUUGAGAGGAAGUGCAGGUCCAUUAUUGAUGAGUUUCUUCACAUAAAUGAUUACAAGGAGGCGAUCCAGUGUGUGGAUGAGCUGGACCUGGGCCCUCAGCUGCACAUCUUUGUGUGCGUCGGGGUGGAGUCCACCCUGGAGCGCAGUCAGAUCACACGGGACCACAUGGGCCAGCUCCUCUUCCAGCUGGUGCAGCAGAGAUUCCUGCCCAAACCCCAGUUCUACAAAGGGUUUGCAGACACGUUGGAGAUGGCGGACGACAUGGCCAUCGACAUUCCCCACAUCUGGCUGUACCUGGCUGAGCUGCUGAGCCCCGUGCUCAAGGAGGGGGGCUUCUCUAUGAGAGAGCUCUUUAGUGAAUUAAGCAAACCUUUGCUUCCUGUUGGAAGAGCUGGGAUCUUAUUCUCUGAAAUAUUGCACAUACUAUGCAAACAUAUGAGCCAUAGGGCUGUGAGUUCUUUAUGGAGGGAAUCUGGCCUCAAGUGGGCCAACGUUCUGCCAGAGGGAGAGGAUGUCCAGGCCUUCAUCUCACAGCAGAAACUUCAGUUCCUUCAGUUGGACAACUCAAUGUCUGAUGAGGUUCAGACUAAAAGAAUCUUGUCUCCCGAGGAGCUGAGCCAGCAGCUAGAGAAACUCCUCCUGGAGGACAUGGCCAGUGAUGAGCAGAUCUUUGACUGGGUAGAGGCAAACCUCGAUGAAGCUCAGACGAGCUCGUCCCCCUUCCUGAGGGCUUUGAUGACAGCUGUGUGUAAGGCAGCAGUGAUAGAUGAAAAUGCCAGCUGUCGCGUGGACACGGCCAUCAUCCAGAAAAGGUUGCCUGUGUUACUCAAGUACCUUAACUCAGACACUGAGCGACAGCUGCAAGCACUUUAUGCACUUCAGGCACUGAUCGUUUCCCUCGAUCAGCCUCCAAGUAAGUGCUGCAACAAAGUAAACACAGACCUUCUUCGGAUGUUCUUCGACUGUCUGUAUGAUGAGGACGUCAUCUCAGAGGACGCCUUCUACAAGUGGGAGACGAGUAAAGACCCUGCCGAGCUGGAGGGCAAAGGCGUUGCCCUCAAAUCCGUCACAGCCUUCUUCACCUGGCUGCGGGAGGCAGAGGAGGAGUCGGAGGAUAAUUGAUAAGGGAGACGUCCGGAAAACGGCGUAGAACUACAUCCCUAACAGCAGAACGGACUUUUAAAAGGCUGUGCAGACAGGACGACGUGUUUACGGCUGGAAUUUAAUUUGUUUUUGUGUCUUUUUUUUUUCUUCUUCUGCGACACGGUUCUGAAACAUGCCGCCAUCUUGAGUUUGGAUUCCGACGGUGGAAGCACUAAAUAUCUGUAUCAUACAUAGAAAAUAUUUUUGUUUUAAAUUUUAACUUACUUUUUUUGUUACUUUUUAAGAAGAGACUUAAAAAUACAUAGGUUCUGGACUCCUUAAUUUAUUAUUUUUUUAAGGACUGCAAAUAUGAAAGUUAUUUAACCUUUGCAGAUGCUCACAACAAGGACACAACAAUAUAAAUAACAUUACAGUUAAUUAUAAUAACACAGUAGUUGCGAGAUGGGCAUCUUCCCUGGAUUUCACACCGUUUGGUUUUGAAAACGGGGUUCAACAGCAUUAGUCUGAGAAGAAUGGGGAGCAACAAAGGAGGGAAUAAACAUGAACUAUUAACGCUGUUAAAGGUCAGAGGUUGUCUUGGAAUAACCAAGAGGUGUUCCCUGAGCCUCAACUUGCUGUGUUAAUAUGAACACAUGCCUCGAGAGAGGUAGAAGUGUGCAAAUCAUAACUCAAACUACGCAGAACAAGGCGAAACUUAACUAAAGUUAAAUUUCACAAAGCAAAAGGCCGGGGCCGCUGACCCAAGAUGCUUGUAAUUCUUAAGCCCUACAGAGCAGUUUAAAGCUUGUAAAUAAAUUAAAGACAAAAAAUGUAUUUAAAAA
This is a messenger RNA of Nothobranchius furzeri (turquoise killifish), 6800 nucleotides long. RefSeq names its product eukaryotic translation initiation factor 4 gamma, 3a (gene eif4g3a). Lineage: Eukaryota; Metazoa; Chordata; Actinopteri; Cyprinodontiformes; Nothobranchiidae. The record is from RefSeq and is a predicted model, not a curated record. Gene Ontology annotation, cellular component: eukaryotic translation initiation factor 4F complex. Gene Ontology annotation, molecular function: mRNA binding; translation initiation factor activity; protein binding.